UCAAAACGUUAUGUAGACGUCACUUCAAUUCCAUUCCAUUCCCAGGCUAGUCUGUGUAAAUUUAAGCAAAUAGGCUAUUUGAUAGAAGUAAUACCAAAAAUACGUCCGCAUAUUUCCUAAGUGAACAUAGCUACAACAUUUACUGAUUAACUCCUAGUUAUUUGGCUUUGACGGCUUCGUGAUCGUGCACGGUCUGCCAUUGUGCAUUUUGGCGCUCGCUUUCUCGUACGGCGAGGCAAACAAGCAAGUCGUUUGGGGAGGGGAAGCGAAAAGCCCAGCAACAGCGUCAAGAAAACGAAUCAGUAAACCGCUAAAGCUAGCACGGGUUUUAUUUCAAACUUUCCAUUUCCAAGUUGGGACGUGCCCCUUGUUAACUCAUUUGAGGUACCGCUACCAAAUCAUGGGAAAGAAGACUCGUGAAAAUGAUGAUGACGCCUCGGGCUCAUCUUCAGAAGAGGAAGAAUUUAUUGUGGAGAAGGUGCUGGACAGAAGGACGGUGAAGGGCCGGGUUGAAUUCUUCCUUAAGUGGAAAGGUUAUUCAGAAAAACACAACACAUGGGAGCCAGAGAAGAAUCUCGGUUGCCCCGAGCUCAUUGCUGAGUUUAUGAAGACUUACAAGAAGCCUAGCGGCGGUGCCACCCCCAGCGGCGGAGGAGCCAAGUCCAGUGCGGGAUCAUCAGGCCGUAGCAAGGAAGGCAGCAGCAAGAGGAGAAACUCUGACGAUGAUGAGGAGGGGAGCAGCAAUAAGCCCAAACGGAAAAAAGAGGAUGACGUCCUGAUUGCGAGAGGCUUUGAGAGAGGUCUGGAACCAGAGAAGAUUAUUGGAGCCACAGACUCCUGUGGAGACCUCAUGUUCCUCAUGAAGUGGAAGGACUCUGAUGAGGCAGAUCUGGUGCUGGCCAAGGAGGCCAAUCACAAGUGCCCGCAGAUCGUCAUAGCUUUCUACGAAGAGCGCCUCACCUGGCAUGAAGACGGGGAUAAGAAGGAGAAGGGCGCUGUGAGCAUUGUACAGGUUAAUGUCCCUGAAUAACAAAGAGCCCAAUCUAGCCAUUUUACACACAAACUGAGAAGGAUGAGGGAAGACUGCGGGUUUUGGAGGUGGUGAAACAGGCUGGCUGCGCUCGCUUCUGGGGACGGCUUGUCUUUCCUCUUGCUUUAUUCCCUUUCUAUAUUUUUUUAAGUACGAUUCUUGAUUCUGUGGUACCCUGUCUAGGUACUGGCAGCCAUCUUAAGGUGACUUGAAGGUAGCCGUCUUAACUAAUAGGUAACGUUAAUGUGGCCACAUCUAUCAAAGCAUGGUCCAGUGCCCUGUAUGAAAUUCCCGCCUACUUCCUGAAUCAUGUACUUGCAGUUUUUGAAUGCGAUUCAAGAGUAAAUCAUGAAAAGGUUAAAAAAAAGAAAGGUAUAUUUUUAUUUUACGAGGCAAGUCUGUUACGAACAAAUUCUUAUUUACAAUGACGGCCUACCCCGGCCAAACCCUAACACGGACGACGUUGGGCCAAUUGUGCGCCGCCAUCCUACGCAUAUAUUUGUUUACGUGGAUUAAUUUACUUCUACCUUCAUGAAAGCCAUCAGUUCGGCGUAAAUGAAUCUACUAAUAUGAUUUUACAUGUAUCUUUAAGCCCUUUUUCAUGUAUUUGAUGUACUCGGGAAUCCCAUUCAAAAACGGCAUGGGACAUGAUCCAUAGCGGAAGUAGGGGGGACUUUCAUAGAGCAUUCACAAAUCGAGCAUCUCAGAGUAGGAGAGUUGAUCCACCUGUCCGUAUAUUCUUAUUCAUUGUUAUCUAAAAGGUCCAAAAAAUAAAAUGAUCCUAGAUCGGGCACUCUGGUGGAAACUUUGAAUACGAGCCCUCGACAUGUUUGCCCUGGGAAGAUGACAGUCUUCCAAGUCUUAUCAAACCUCGACAAUAACAGUAGUUAUGCCGUAGAUAAAAUAGUUUUAUCGUACUCUGAUCACCUUGGUAGAAAAUCUGCUUAUUUUUUUGUUCAGUAGUUUUAGUCCACCUUCUUGAUGUUUUAAGGUCAAUAUUGUCCCCUCCAAGUACUUCAUGACAUGUUUUAUUUCUCCAAUUCAUCACUAGUACUGUGGCUGGAAUAAGUUUUUUUUGAAUGACCUACAUUUUAAAAUUUGAACUCUUUUGUCCAUCGGCUUCUGUUAUGUAGCUGUUCUGUAGGUCAAGUAAUCAUGUAGCUCUGAUUCCAUUGCUAAGAUCAUGAACAUAUUUAGUCGGAGUAGCUGCUUUUUCCUAACUUGAAAUUGGAUUCUUCCGAUUACCCUUUUUUUUUUUUUAUCAGACAAUUUUAUCACCACAACAAGCACAAUGGAGCAAAUAUUACAGAUGCACAGACGGGCCACUUCAAAAGUUGUACCCAAAUGUUUCAAGCCAUCUUUAUUUGUAAAUGUGAAUGAUAUUAUCACAGCAGUGCUGAAUUGGAACCCGGCCCUUAGAUCAGAAGUCAGUUGACAAUCAGCAUGCCACAUGCUCUGCAGUAGAAAGUGACACCAUACAAGCAUACUGAUUGAUUUGAUCAAGGUAUGCCACCCUGGGGCUAAAUGGCUCGGGCCGACGUGUCCUGCCCAGUCCCCUGCAUGAGAGAAUAGGAUAAGGCAGAUCGGGGCUUACCUCCAGACAGUGUUCCUUCUUGGGAAUGCUUAUCUAUUUGAACAUUUUUAAAAUCCCCCGUCAAUGAUUUUUGAUUUAUUUUGAGUAUUAAGUGGUUAAAUCCACACCACCUACUGAGUAUUUGUUCCACUUGUAGAAAGAUCAUUUGUCCUGACCUGGAUAUCUAGUUUUAUCAUCCCUGUUAAUGCUAAAUACUGAAUGUUGGGAUGAUGUUAUCCACAUCAUUGACUUCAUAUUACAGGUUUGUUUUAACUACCUAUUCUGUCCAUUUUGGCUUUCCACCCCUUGUGUUGAAUGUAGUAAUGAGAGCAUUGAGUUUGUGUUCAAUGAUAUAUCCAAAUGUGUGGUAAAAGAGCAAGGUUGUUUAGUCACAGAAUAGAGGCAAAGUAUUCCAGUAUAUUUGUAGCCUAUACCAUUGAGUUGAUGAUGGACAGAGUGCUAUUGCUAUGUAUUGUGAUCAAAUAUUCUCGUAUUCAAUUUGUGAUGUUUUCCCACUCAAAAAAAAUUACAAUUUAAGGAGCAACUGAGUCCUGAGUUGUCUUGUCACUGUAGUAAUAGAAACAAGUGGAAGAUAACUUGGAUAUCCUUCUCUCUUCAGAACCAUCUCUGUUUAGGACAAAUGUAACGGUUGUCUGUUAUUCAUUUUUAUUUAUAAUUACUCAAAAGAUUUUCAUUUGUAGUCCAUUUUUGACCCUUUUCUUUUUUUCAAAGUGUUUCACGUUUUGGUGUAUCUCACCAAUUUUUAUUUUAUUUUUUUAAUGCUCUGAAAUUUGGGUUUUAUAUGUAUUGUAGUAAACUGUUUUCAACAUUCAA
Oncorhynchus gorbuscha (pink salmon) is the source of this 3437-nucleotide messenger RNA. Its product is annotated as chromobox protein homolog 5-like. The record is from RefSeq and is a predicted model, not a curated record. Gene Ontology annotation, biological process: negative regulation of transcription by RNA polymerase II; chromatin organization. Gene Ontology annotation, molecular function: chromatin binding. The coding region runs from base 401 to 1030 and encodes 209 amino acids. Gene Ontology annotation, cellular component: nucleus; pericentric heterochromatin. The transcript is spliced from 6 exons. Lineage: Eukaryota; Metazoa; Chordata; Actinopteri; Salmoniformes; Salmonidae.